Aspergillus melleus is the source of this 309-nucleotide messenger RNA. RefSeq lists its product as uncharacterized. The record is from RefSeq and is a predicted model, not a curated record. The transcript has a single exon. The coding region runs from base 1 to 309 and encodes 102 amino acids. Lineage: Eukaryota; Fungi; Ascomycota; Eurotiomycetes; Eurotiales; Aspergillaceae.
AUGGCGACGCGCAGUCUCACUGAUCGAAUUCGUCCUGUUUUAGAAAUCAGACAAAACUCCCUGGAGGUCACUGCGCUGUUGAAAUCUCAGCUUGAACUGCCUCAGAAUGUCACAGACGUCCCCCGGUCCUGCGGGCUUUUGUCUGAAAGGGAACUGGAUCUAACCGAGAGAUAUGAUGCUACUGGUCUCGUUCAAAUGCUUGCAGCGGGAAAGGUCACGGCCAAGGAGCUUUUGAUCGCUUUUAGAAAACGAGCAACAAUUGCCCAGCAAUACGUAAGCGCCCUAUUUUGUGUCUGGAUUGUGGGUUAG